Molecule: messenger RNA, 1150 nt
Organism: Caenorhabditis elegans
Lineage: Eukaryota; Metazoa; Nematoda; Chromadorea; Rhabditida; Rhabditidae
Gene: F56A11.5
Product: MOSC domain-containing protein
Exons: 5
Coding region: 16-1044 (342 amino acids)
Molecular function (GO): catalytic activity; pyridoxal phosphate binding; molybdenum ion binding
Source: RefSeq, marked reviewed
UUCAGUUUACCAACAAUGAACACACUGUAUGAGGACCGAAAAGUGAUUUUUGGAAUACUUGGAACGUCGUUCUUCUCGUGGACAGCUUUCCUGGCACUGAAAGGUUUGGUGAAAAAGUAUUCAAAGCCAAAAGCUGAAUGGGUUCCAGUCGGCCGAAUCAAGAGUCUUCAUCUGUAUCCGAUCAAGUCUUGCAAGGGAAAAGAGGUCUUCCAAUAUCGAUGCACCCCAUUUGGCCCAAGGUUGGGAGAAUAUUUGGACCGACAUUUCCUGGUUAUCAAUAGUGACGGAAAGUUCUACACUGCCCGAACAAAGCCACAAAUGGUUCUGAUCGAGACUUUGAUUAAAGAUGGAAUUGUUCGAGUCUCCUAUCCAGGCAGGGAAGAUGCUCAGUUCAAGAUUGAGGAUGUGAAGGCAAAUAAGGAUUUACGCAGUGGAUUCCUUCACGUGGAUCUUCGUACUGAUGGCUAUGACUGUGGAGAUGCGGUGGCUGAAUUCUUCUCGAAUGUGCUGGAGGAACCUGGAACUCGUGUGAUCAUGUACGAUACUGGAUUGUUCACAGAGAGAACUUGCAAAACGGAAGAAGGAUGGUGGAAUAAUGAAGUUCCCAAGAGAAUCGAUGAUUUUCAGACCGCCUACGCCGACCUGGCUCCCUACAUGAUUACAAGCCAAGCUUCUCUGGAUGACCUCAACUCAAAGCUCGAUCAAAAUGUCUCCUCAAUCAACUUCCGUCCAUGUAUCGUUGUAGACGACUGUGCCGCAUGGGAUGAAGACAAAUGGCUUGAUCUACGUAUCGGCGAUGUUGAAAUGCAGUGUUUCAAGCCGUGUACCAGAUGCAUUCUCACCACCGUCAACCCAGAAACUGGAACCAAGGACAAGGACAUGCAACCGUUGAAGAAGCUCCGCGAGUUUCGUCUUGGUCCCGGAAAACUGCGCCAGGAGUUUGGAGAAAGCCCGAUCUUUGGAGUCAAUGCAGGACUUGUGAAGACGGGAUAUAUUCAUGUCGGACAAACUGUCUGGGCCAAAUACAAGCCGUCGGCCUUCUGAGAUAAUUAUUUGACAUGUUUUAUCGUUUAUUAUUUGCUAUAUUUGCUCGAAUUUUUAUUGUAUGUAAAUUGAAAAAGCUCCCGAAUGAAUGUAUAUUUAUGGAAAA